This is a messenger RNA of Charadrius vociferus (killdeer), 987 nucleotides long. Its product is annotated as transcription factor SOX-3-like. The transcript has a single exon. Bases 31 to 987 code for a protein of 318 amino acids. Gene Ontology annotation, biological process: anatomical structure morphogenesis; negative regulation of transcription by RNA polymerase II; cell differentiation. Gene Ontology annotation, molecular function: DNA-binding transcription factor activity, RNA polymerase II-specific; RNA polymerase II cis-regulatory region sequence-specific DNA binding. The record is from RefSeq and is a predicted model, not a curated record. Lineage: Eukaryota; Metazoa; Chordata; Aves; Charadriiformes; Charadriidae.
ACCCUGGCGCACCUCUUGCCGGCUCCGGCCAUGUACAGCAUGCUGGAGACCGAGAUCAAGACGUCUCAGCCCACGCCGGGCAGCGCCGGGGGCAACCCCGCUCCGGGGAACAACGGUAAAGGCGGCGGAGGCGGCGGGGCCAGCAACGGAGCGGGAGCCGGCUCGGAUCAGGACCGGGUGAAGCGCCCCAUGAACGCCUUCAUGGUGUGGUCGCGGGGCCAGCGGCGGAAGAUGGCCCAGGAGAACCCCAAGAUGCACAACUCGGAGAUCAGCAAGCGCCUGGGGGCCGACUGGAAGCUGCUGAGCGACGCCGAGAAGCGGGCCUUUAUCGACGAGGCCAAGCGGCUGCGGGCCGUGCACAUGAAGGAGUAUCCGGAUUACAAAUACCGGCCCCGAAGGAAGACCAAAACCUUGCUGAAGAAGGACAAAUACUCGCUGCCCGGCAAUCUGCUGGCCCCGGGGGGGGGCAACGCGGUGAGCAGCCCCGUCGGGGUGGGGCAGAGGAUUGACACUUAUGCCCACAUGAACGGCUGGACCAACGGGGCUUACUCACUGAUGCAAGACCAGCUGGGCUACAGCCAGCACCCGGGCAUGAACAGCCCCCAGCUGCAGCAGAUGCACCGCUACGACAUGACGGGCCUGCAGUACAGCCCCAUGAUGUCCACGGCCCAGACCUACAUGAACGCCGCCUCCACCUACAGCAUGUCCCCCGCCGCCUACGGCCAGCAGCCCUCCACGGCCAUGAGCCUGGGCUCCAUGGGCUCGGUGGUGAAAUCCGAGCCCAGCUCGCCGCCUCCGGCCAUCACUUCCCACUCGCAGAGGGCCUGCCUGGGAGACCUGCGGGAUAUGAUCAGCAUGUACCUGCCCCCGGGGGGGGACGCCACAGACCCUUCCGCCCUGCAGGGCAGCAGGUUACACAGCGUCCACCAGCACUACCAGAGUGCCGGGACUGGCGUGAAUGGUACCGUACCACUAACUCACAUAUAA